This is a messenger RNA of Elaeis guineensis (African oil palm), 1042 nucleotides long. Its product is annotated as mitochondrial import inner membrane translocase subunit TIM22-4. Gene Ontology annotation, biological process: protein insertion into mitochondrial inner membrane. Gene Ontology annotation, cellular component: TIM22 mitochondrial import inner membrane insertion complex. Lineage: Eukaryota; Viridiplantae; Streptophyta; Magnoliopsida; Arecales; Arecaceae. The record is from RefSeq and is a predicted model, not a curated record. Gene Ontology annotation, molecular function: transmembrane protein transporter activity.
AGAAAUAGAGCUGGAGAGAGCUCUCCUCUCCCUCUCUCUCUCUCCAUCCAUCGCAUUUUCUUCGCCCUUCCAGCUCCAUCGUUGAGCUCUUCUAAGUCCUAAUAGUCUCUGGGCUUUGUCGAAUUCGAAGAGCGACGAGCUGGUGAAUGCUUUACUCCUCCUUGUGAGCUCAGCCCAUGGCCGCCGCAGAUGGAGAGCCCCAAGCGGCCACGAAGGAAGCUGAGAAACCGAAGAUUGAGCCGUUGAGGCUCCCAACGCCUGAGGAGAUCCGAGGCCAAGACAUCUGGAACAACUGCGCCGUCCGUAGCGUCGUUAGUGGAAUCAUGGGCGGUGGUCUUGGUCUAGCCAUGGGCUUGUUCCUCGGGGCUCUGGAUAAUCCUCUUAUGCAGGAGGAAAUGUCAACAAAGCAGAAAGUUAUAUACACAGCAAAGGAUAUGGGCAGGAGAAGUUUAAGAUCUGCAAAGACAUUUGCAGUUAUGGGCCUGAUCUUCUCAGCUGCUGAAUGUGUUGUGGAGAAGGCUCGAGCAAAGCAUGACACCACAAAUACAGUUGUCGCUGGCUGUGUUACAGGAGGGGCUAUAUCUGCAAAAGGUGGUCCAAAGGCUGCAUGUGCAGGCUGUGCAGGUUUUGCGGCAUUCUCAGUCCUGAUUGAGAAGUUAUUUGAUCGGCAUGAUUAAUAUAUUAGUAGUAGUAUAUUUAACAUUCAACUCCAUACGCAGUUUUUCCUCUCAGUUCAGUAUAUUGAUUUCGGAUGGACUUUCUGUCGUCCGAUUUUGGAAUUCAUCUUAAUCCUGAUAUCCAGUUAACCGGGAAUGUAAUUUUUGGGUUUCAUCCCACCAGUAUUGAGAUGUUUCAAGCAAUUUUGAUAUUUACAUGAUGCUCGUGAUUCCUUUACACCUGUAAAAGUGAGGGUGAUAGCUUUCUCUGACUGGAUAGAAAUAAUCAAGGAAAAGAUACGCACCGAAACAAAAUUCAUUUAUGAUGUCUAUUUUGCCUUAGUGCUGGCUAUCAAUAAUAAUGUCGUGUUUCGCUUUCUUUUGAA